AUGCCCUUCGACCUCUCCAAGGCCAGCCGCGAAGCCUCCGUCGGCUCGGCGUCGCGGCCGCUCGACCUCUCCGACUGCGACCAGCCGCUUGACCUCAGGGUGGACUUCAAGAAGCGGCGGACGGUCGCGGACGAGAACAUGAACCUCGUCCUGAGCCCCGGCCGCUCCUCGCCCCCGGACGCCGGCCUGGAGCUCCUUCGCGGCCCUCCUCUUCCUUCGUCCUCGUCCUCCGUCAGGCCGGAAUCCCCUGCGCCCCUCGAGAGGUCUCCAGGGCGCCUCCCCGAGUGCCCGAGCCUCACGUACCCCGUCCACGCCUCCCUGGCAGCCGAGACUCCUUUGGCCCUCCUGUACCCGCGCCCUCUCCCCCCCUCCUCGCUGCUGUACUCCAGGAUAGGGAAGGAGAUGUCGUACCCGUCGCUCGUGCCCCGCCCCGCGCAGUACCCCCUGCACCCCCUGCCGACCCGCCCCUUCCCGUACCCGCUCGUCAGGGGUUUCCCUUCGCUGCCCGCGCCCCCUCGCCCUCCCCCGCUCUUCGAGGCGUUUCGGGAGCGCCGCACCUCGGGGGGCGCGGCCCCGGGCAUGGCGGCGACGGGGCCGCACAAGCCGCGCGAGCGCUACGCGUGCAAGUUCUGCGGCAAGGUGUUCCCGCGCUCGGCCAACCUGACGCGGCACCUGCGCACGCACACGGGCGAGCAGCCGUACAAGUGCAAGUUCUGCGAGCGCUCGUUCAGCAUCUCGUCCAACCUGCAGCGCCACGUCCGCAACAUCCACAACAAGGAGAAGCCGUACAAGUGCCGCCUCUGCGACCGCGCCUUCGGCCAGCAGACCAACCUGGACCGCCACUUCAAGAAGCACCAGAGCGACGGCCCGACCAUCCUCGACGGCGCCGUCCACCGCCACCACCGCCGCCUCCUGCUGCCGCGCCCGCCGCCCGACCUCUGGGGCCCCGGGGUACCUCCGGCCGCCGCCCCCCACCCUCACCCUCCUCCCCCGCCCCUGACGCCCUUGAGACUCCCCAUGAGCUCUUCCUCGCCGCACCUCGACCUGUCCUCCGUCCUCCCCGCCCUCACCUACACCAGGCCCUCCCCGCCGCCCUCACAGACCUCGUUACUCACGCCCUCGUCCCUACCCCAGACCUUCUCGCUCGCGCCCUCGCCGCCCGCCUCGCCGCCGCGGGACGAAGACGAGGAGGAGGAGGACAUCGACGUGGAGAACGAGGACGAGACCGAGGAGGAGCUGGAGGUGGGGGAGGAGGACCUGGCGGAGGGCAAGGCCGGGCAGAGGGCGGGCGAGGGCGAGCCGGAGACGGGCGAGCAUGAGCUAGACGUCGAGGAGGAGGGGCAAGAAGGAGGCGACGAGGACUCCGAGGCCGGAGAGGAGGACCACCGAGUGUCGUUCGAGGUGACCAUCACGCCCGCGCAGCCGCUGGAGGGCGAGAGGUCGUCGCCGUCGGCCAGCGGAGAAAAAAUGGUGCAGGUGUGA
Penaeus indicus is the source of this 1482-nucleotide messenger RNA. Its product is annotated as transcription factor hamlet-like. The transcript has a single exon. Bases 1 to 1482 code for a protein of 493 amino acids. The record is from RefSeq and is a predicted model, not a curated record. NCBI's taxonomy places the organism in Eukaryota, Metazoa, Arthropoda, Malacostraca, Decapoda, Penaeidae.